This is a messenger RNA of Dama dama (fallow deer), 873 nucleotides long. RefSeq names its product interleukin 17F (gene IL17F). The coding region runs from base 61 to 558 and encodes 165 amino acids. The record is from RefSeq and is a predicted model, not a curated record. Gene Ontology annotation, biological process: inflammatory response. Gene Ontology annotation, cellular component: extracellular region. Gene Ontology annotation, molecular function: cytokine activity. The transcript has 3 exons. Lineage: Eukaryota; Metazoa; Chordata; Mammalia; Artiodactyla; Cervidae.
AGGCGACACGGGCUCAGAAGGAGCUUCCUGCACAACGCAAGCGGCCGGAGCAAAGUGACAAUGACUGUCCUGUGUGACACGGCCGUGGUCAAGUCCCUGCUGCUGUUGACAUUGGGACUCACCCUCCUGGGGGAGGGGGAAGCUCGGAAACCCCCCAAAUCUGGGGAUCCUGGCCUCUGCCCUCCUCUGGAAGACCACACUGUGAGGGUUGACAUCCGCAUCCGCAGGCAGAGCCAGGGAAGUCUCCUCUCACACAACUUGCAGAACCGCUCCAUCUCCCCCUGGGAUUACAACAUCACCCGGGACCCCAACCGGUUCCCCUCAGAGAUCGCGGAGGCCCAGUGCAGACACACUGGCUGCAUCAACGCCCAGGGGGAGGAAGACUGGUCCCUGAACUCCGUCCCCAUCCAGCAGGAGCUCCUGGUCCUGCGGAGGGAGCCCCAGGGCUGUCCUGGCUUGUUCCGGCUGGAAAAGGUGCUGGUGACUGUGGGCUGCACCUGCGUCACCCCCGUGGUCCGCCACGUGGGUGACUCGAGGGUGGCAGAUCAGCUCAGCUGAAGAAGCUGUAGAAACGCCCCUGCUUAGCCAGCACUCUGUCAUGAGUCCAGCGUGGUUCCCAUCUCCCUCCACUUCCCAGGUCUCUUCGUAAUAUCUGCAUGGGAUCCUCCAGGCUUCGUGUUAGAUAGAGUCAUUUUCUGGGGCGUCAGAAUCUUUAUAUUGUCCUGAGAUGUUCCAAUGUCCCAACCCCCUAAAAAUAGAUGGAGGAGAAUGCAGGUCCCAUUCUGCUUAUGUGCUAUGAUGACCAUCUCCUGGUCAUACAGUCAGUGGGUGGGGGCUCUGCUUGCAAAACUGACUUCUGGGUCACAGAGUGCA